Molecule: messenger RNA, 333 nt
Organism: Debaryomyces fabryi
Lineage: Eukaryota; Fungi; Ascomycota; Pichiomycetes; Serinales; Debaryomycetaceae
Product: chromatin DNA-binding EKC/KEOPS complex subunit
Exons: 1
Coding region: 1-333 (110 amino acids)
Source: RefSeq, a predicted model, not a curated record
AUGUCAGAUCCAUUGGUACCUACGGCUGUUUAUAAAGCUCCUGAUAUUCCAGAAGGCAAGAAUUUCCACCCUGGUGAAGGUCCUCAUACAACAAAUGGGAAGACUACCCAAAUUUCAGAUAUUGUGAUAAAAGCUGGUGGUGAGGACAGAGAUAAACCAAGUGACGCAAAUGAUACACAGCUAGGUCAGUUGAGAGCAAAAUUAACUACCUUGCAAGAUCAAUUAAAUAUUUUCUUAACCCAAAGAAUGGAUAACGAGAAAAGUAAAUCUCAAGAAGAGAAGGAUUUGGAAAGACAGGUGUUGGACGAAGGAGUCGAUGAUGAUAGUGAUUAA